This is a messenger RNA of Penicillium lagena, 1677 nucleotides long. Its product is annotated as cleavage polyadenylation factor subunit CLP1. Lineage: Eukaryota; Fungi; Ascomycota; Eurotiomycetes; Eurotiales; Aspergillaceae. The record is from RefSeq and is a predicted model, not a curated record. Gene Ontology annotation, molecular function: polynucleotide 5'-hydroxyl-kinase activity. The transcript is spliced from 2 exons. Gene Ontology annotation, cellular component: nucleus; mRNA cleavage factor complex. Bases 1 to 1677 code for a protein of 558 amino acids. Gene Ontology annotation, biological process: tRNA splicing, via endonucleolytic cleavage and ligation.
AUGUCUCUCCCGGGCUUAGACCUCACUCAGGUCUCGGAGGAGAGGUCCUCGGCCGUUGCGCCGCCGUCGCAGAUCACCCUGUCGCCGGGCAUGGAGUGGAGGUUCGAGGUCGCGUUUGGCAAUAUCGUGAGAGUCAAGAUUCUCACGGGAACCGCUGAGCUCUUCGGUACAGAGCUCGCCGAGUCGCAGACAUACACUUUCACCGGGACCAAGGCGGCAAUAUAUACAUGGCAUGGGUGCACGCUGGAGAUCAGCGCGGGCGAGAUGGCGAUGACGACCGCGGACGGGGUGGCGCCGACAACUGGCCAUGGUGCCGGGGGAUGUCAGAGCGAGUACACAGCGGAAGAAACACCAAUGGUGGAGUACGCCAACGUCCACUUUGCGCUGGAGACGAUGCGCCAGGAUGCGCAAGCCACAGGCAAAGAUGGACCUCGCGUGUUGCUUCUGGGCCCCGAAAACGCGGGCAAGACCAGUCUGGCGAAGAUACUGACCGCGUACGCGACCAAGGUCGGCCGGCAGCCGCUGGUGGUGAACCUGGACCCGACCGAAGGCAUGCUCAGCGUCCCCGGUACGCUGUCUGCCACGGCUUUCCGCACUAUGCUAGACGUUGAGGAGGGAUGGGGCAGCAGUCCGAUGUCGGGACCGAGUCCCGUGCCGGUCAAGCUACCUCUCAUUUACAAUUACCCACUACCCAGCCCUCUGGAUGCCGAAGGAUCGGUCUACCGACCUGUGGUAUCGCGGCUUGCGCUGUCAGUGACUGGUCGAAUGGCGGAGGAUGAAGACGCGCGCGAGGCGGGCAUUAUUGUCGACACUCCGGGAUUGUUGAGUUCCGGCAAGCCUGGCAGCCUGGAGCUGAUCAACCAUAUUGUCACCGAAUUCGCCAUUACAACAAUCUUGGUCUUGGGAUCUGAGCGGUUGUACAGCACGACGGUCAAGCAGUAUGACAAUAAGCCUAGCUCGAGCUCAACAGCCGUUGCCUUCGAUGAGCGCAUUUCCGUCGUCAAGCUCUCCAAAUCCGGAGGCUGUGUCGACCGCGAUGCCGCUUUUCUUAAAAUAAUGCGCGAGUCGCAGAUCCGAUCUUAUUUCUUUGGCAAUCUGGUCCCAUCAUUCACCGCGUCCUCAGCCUUGGCGCUCUCUGCAUCUUCGACCUCCAUGGUGACAUUAUCACCACACGCGCAGCAACUUGACUUUUCCGCCCUCAGCGUCUAUAAUUACACCAUUGCCUCCGUCGACGACGAAGACGAGGAUGAAUACGACCCCUCCCAGCUCACCACCGGCGAUUCUUUCCUCCCUGGUGGCGGAGGUGACGACGAAUCCCAGCAGCAGCAGGAACAACAAGGCCCCGAUCGUGCUGCACCGCUACCGGGUAUCGUCGGCUACGCACCUGUACCUCCAUCCCAAGCAUCCACAACCGCCAGUAACGUCCCUCUGAAAAAGGUGCUCCCUCCCGCGCCUGCUGCUCUGGCGAACACUCUUCUCGCAAUCACCCACGCCCCAAACACAGCGUCACCCGCUGAGGUUCGCGACGCCAGCAUCAUGGGAUUCUUGUAUGUUGCCGACGUCGACGCAGACAAGGGCAAGAUUCGUGUCCUGGCUCCUGUCGGCGGCAGGAUGCCUCCGCGUGCGAUGAUUUGGAUGAAACGCUGGCCGGGCGAGGUGGUCGGCUUGGUCGGUUAA